CUCUGACGCACGCGCUUUUGCUGCCCCCGCCGCCGCUUCCUGAUAAUAGAGUGACACACCGUCGCUGCUCUGAGCUAACAUGGCUGCCAAACUACAACUUUCAAACGCCGCUGUAACUAUUUUCCUCGGGAUUUCCACUCUCAUUACCCCGGCGGAGGCGUACGACGCCGGAGACGGCAUCGCGUGGCUGCUCGGGACUGUGAUCGCUGUGGUGGGGCUGUGCGCGUGUCUGGGCUGGUACUCACGGAGCCGGAACCGCCAGUUCUGACCGGGGCGCAGGUCGCCUCUCCGAGGCAUGACUCGGCCUGGGUCGGGGGGUCCUGGUGGGGCUUACUGCUGGUACACACGGUUGUGUUCGAAUCCCCUCGGAGUCGUGAUUUACAACACAACAACCAUAUGCAAAUGUGUGAAUAG
Messenger RNA from Gadus macrocephalus (Pacific cod), 414 nucleotides. RefSeq names its product small integral membrane protein 30-like. The transcript has a single exon. The coding region runs from base 80 to 268 and encodes 62 amino acids. Lineage: Eukaryota; Metazoa; Chordata; Actinopteri; Gadiformes; Gadidae. The record is from RefSeq and is a predicted model, not a curated record.